AUGGCAUAUAGAAAUGCUCUAGAAGCUUUAAAUCAAAUCUUACAGAAUCUUAUAAAAGCUAUAGAUUCUUUUUUUGAACAUUUGCCUUUUGGAAAUAAAGUUGUUAUAUUUGGAGAUGAUUUUUGUCAAAUUCUUUCCAUUGUAGUAAAAGGUAGCCAUGAAAAUAUUAUAAGAUUCUGCUUAAAAUGCUCACUUCUCUGGACUAAUAUUGAUGUUAUGUUUUUGAAAACUAAUAUGCGCCUUUUAAAUUUUACUAAUACUUCUAAUAUUUCUAAAGAAAAUGAGUUCACCAAAUGGCUUCUUAAAAUUGGUAAAGGUCUUAUUCCUACAAUUGACAACCAAAGUAAUACUAUUUAA
This is a messenger RNA of Cetraspora pellucida, 357 nucleotides long. NCBI's taxonomy places the organism in Eukaryota, Fungi, Glomeromycota, Glomeromycetes, Diversisporales, Gigasporaceae. The record is from the annotation of a GenBank genome assembly.